AUGGCCGACAUUGACAUGGACGUCGACAUGGAUAUCGACCUCGGCUUGGACCCCGAAAUUGCCCAGCUCGAGGCUGAGGCCAUGAAGAUUAUCGAUACUCAAGACGUCAACACUUCUACCCCUGCCGACAAUCUCGACGAACUCGCCCCGACGAAGAUUCACAUCCGCGGUCUGGAUAACCUCACCACCGACAACAUCAGACAGUUUGCUGGCGAGUAUUAUUCGCUAGAUGACUUCCAACGCGUCGAGUGGAUCGACGACACGUCAGCCAACCUCAUCUACGAGUCAGAGCAAGCCGCUCAAGAGGCCCUCAUCGCUCUCUCCGACCUACAAGACACCGACAAUGUCGAUCCUCUACAAGUGCGCAGGGCAAAGACGCUACCCUCGAACCCCGAUACCGAACUCUACAUCCGCCAAGCCACUCUCGCCGACAAGAAGGCUCCCCGCGCCCACGAGAGAAGUCGCUUCUACCUCAUGAACCCCGAUCACGACCCGAGAGAGCGCAAAGGAGACUACGACAACAGAAGGCGAGGCCCGCGAAGAGAUAACAGGCAAAGACCCGAUGCUCCCAAGCCUUUCGACGUCAACAUGUACGACGAUGCAGAAGAAGUGUCGCCGGCACUCAGCUACGAUGACGAAGAUGACCGCAAAAAUACCCGACGCAGAGACGAUCGCCCGAGGAGGCCGCGCGGAGGCGAUUUGUUUGCUGGAAAGGAAACAGGCAGACUACGUGAUCGCAGCGCAUCUCCUGUCAGGGACGGUGAUGGACGAUACGGCUUCAGUCAGGAACAACCUGAACGCAGAACCGCCCGUCGCAGAACCAUAUCGCCCGCCCCUCGCAAANAGGAUCUUAUCCCCACAGCUCGCGCCAGCAAUGGUCCGAUAGAGCUUUUGCCUGCGAAGAGUACGACCAAGACCUUUGGCCUCGAUACACCUCUUACCUCGACAAGUCCUCCCAAGCGCAACAGAGAGCUGUUCCCCAACAAGUCUGCUCGCAGCAACCACCGCCGCUCAGAUGCCUUGGACGCUGGUGAGACUGCUAGCAUCAGGCGAGGUCCAGAGCCAAGCGGCUUCAGCAUCAGAGGUAACGCCCAAGCAGAUGUGCCGGGCUUCUCGAUCCGCGGCGCUUCUCGUGAAGUCAACCCAAAGGUCAAGGAAUUGUUCCCUUCCAAGUUCAGCAGUGGGGCAGAGCCAAAUGACUUGUUCGCCGACAAGAUGAGAGAUCGCAAUACUCAACGCAGACGUGCCGAGGACAUGAUGUAG
Molecule: messenger RNA, 1263 nt
Organism: Aureobasidium uvarum
Lineage: Eukaryota; Fungi; Ascomycota; Dothideomycetes; Dothideales; Saccotheciaceae
Source: the annotation of a GenBank genome assembly